Messenger RNA from Anguilla anguilla (European eel), 3505 nucleotides. RefSeq names its product nuclear transcription factor Y, alpha (gene nfya). The record is from RefSeq and is a predicted model, not a curated record. The coding region runs from base 204 to 1193 and encodes 329 amino acids. Lineage: Eukaryota; Metazoa; Chordata; Actinopteri; Anguilliformes; Anguillidae. Gene Ontology annotation, molecular function: RNA polymerase II cis-regulatory region sequence-specific DNA binding; DNA-binding transcription factor activity, RNA polymerase II-specific. Gene Ontology annotation, cellular component: CCAAT-binding factor complex. The transcript has 11 exons. Gene Ontology annotation, biological process: regulation of transcription by RNA polymerase II.
CGUGGAGAAGACUCUGGAGAAGAUAAGGGGAGGGGAAACCAUCGUCCUAUUUGUUGGAGGUCUUUUUUCUGCGCCAUUUUGUCCACACGCCUUGAGCUCGGUGAUUGGGUUUUGUGGAUCGGUACUGGAGCCAAUCAGAGGGGAAUCGGGCGGCGGAGAAACGAACAUUAGAGGACGGCAGUGAGCGGAUCCAGGGAGCCAUCAUGGAACAGUACACUACCACCACCACAACCACUGGCGAGCAGAUUGUGGUGCAGGCAGCCAGCGGACAGAUCCAGCAGCAGGGCACCGUGACCGCGGUCCAGCUGCAGACCGAGGCUCAGGUGGCCCCCGCCUCGGGCCAGCAGGUUCAGACACUCCAGGUAGUACAAGGGCAGCCCCUCAUGGUGCAGGUGAGUGGUGGGCAGCUCAUCACCUCCUCUGGACAGCCCAUCAUGGUCCAGGCCAUGCCGGGGAGCCAGGGGCAGACCAUCAUGCAGGUGCCAGUGUCAGGAGCACAGGGUCUGCAGCAGAUUCAGCUGGUGCAGCCGGGGCAGAUCCAGAUCCAGGGGGGCCAGGCGCUGCAGGUCCAGGGACAGCAGGGCCAGACCCAGCAGAUCAUCAUCCAGCAGCCCCAGACCGCCGUCACGGCGGGGCAGAACCAGGGUCAGCAGCAGAUUACCGUGCAGGGCCAGCAGGUGGCGCAGACUGCAGAGGGGCAAACUAUAGUGUACCAGCCGGUCAAUGCUGACGGGACCAUCCUGCAGCAAGGAAUGAUCACUAUCCCCGCAGCCAGUCUGGCUGGGGCCCAGAUCGUGCAGGCGGGCUCCAACACCAACACGACCAACAGCGGCCAGGGCACCGUGACCGUGACCCUGCCAGUGUCCGGCAACAUGGUCAAUGCUGGCGGGAUGGUCAUGAUGGUGCCAGGCAGCGGGACCGUGCCCACCAUGCAGAGGAUACCGCUGCCCGGGGCGGAGAUGCUGGAGGAGGAGCCGCUCUACGUCAACGCCAAGCAGUACAACCGCAUCCUGAAGAGGCGGCAGGCUCGCGCCAAGCUGGAGGCCGAGGGCAAGAUCCCCAAGGAGAGGAGGAAAUACCUGCACGAGUCGCGGCACCGCCACGCCAUGCAGCGGAAACGGGGCGACGGCGGCCGCUUCUUCUCGCCCAAGGAGAAGGAGGAGAUGGCGCUGGCCAUGCAGAUGCAGGGCUAGGAUAGAAGGGGUGGUUUCAAAGAGCCAGGAGCUGGCCCAGGCCGGUGAAGAGAGUGUGGGCCAGAUGAUUCGUGUGUCGUAGCAGCCGCCCACCCUUGUGCGUGCGUGUGUGUUUUUUUUUUUUGGGGGGGGGGGGGGGUUGCCCCAGCCCUGCAUCUCAGCAACCGCUCCUCAGUCUCCGGUUUUCCAGGGGGUCCCUGCUCACCUGCUCCAGGAAAACCUGAGCUCCUCAGUCAGAGUCCGUACAGUCUGCAGGAACCUGAUCUGCCAGUCUGAGCACCGUACGUCCCAUUACCCUUCCUUUUACCAGGGAAAGUAACAGGGCAUGAUGUCAUUAGCAUAUUCUAAGAGGAAAAAUUUAAAUGUGAAAUAUUUAGAAGAAUAAAUAUUUCUCCUAAAUUUCUCCCCCCUAAACAUUUUUCUUCAUGUAACACAAAUUAAGCCUCAAGCUUUGUGUAUAUGUAUACACACAGAUGCAUUCUUAUUUUUGUGUGAUCGGGCCAGGUCAAGCACUUAACUCAAAUUCUGAAACCUAAAGGCCUGGCACACUAAAUCCUUGUUGAAAGCCUGUUGACUAGAGUGAUUUUGACAACUUUAUCUGUGUGUGUGUGUGUGUGUGUGUGUGAGGGGUGGGGGUGGGGGUGGAUGGAUGAUCCGUUAGGUCUUCUAGUAUUUGUGUAUAUGUGUAAAAAAAAAAAAAAAAAAAAAAAAAACUAUUUAACUGCCUUGAUUUCACUUGGGCAGAUUCAAAACAAAAUUUCUCUUGUAUGAAUUUUCUUCAACAGAACAACAGUGAUGGGUAAACCGGAGGUGCAUGUUUUCUGUUUCUCUUAAAUUCAGCAAUUUAUAUAAAUUGCUGUGAAGUAAAACAUUGCACUUCUCAUUUCUAUGCAGGACUACAGCGGUUUUAAAGUUCUUUACAGGGGUAUUGGUGGAGUUAUGUUUUGAUCUUUUAAAAUCCCUUAACAUUUGUCAUAUUAAAUUGGUGUUAAAAUGCCAGACUGUGUGGUAACUGUGGCAUUGAAAAUGAGUCUUGCUGUUUAAUCGUUUCUCUUUGUAAAAUGUUGAUAUUUUGUUAGAUGUACAUUUAUAUAAAAUGAAUUGUUUCGAACAUUUAUUUUAAUGUUUAGCAACACAGAAUGCAGUCUUGUCCAUAGAUGUUAGACGAGGGACAUGCUAAUUGUUUUACAUCAGACUAGAGCUACAGAAACACUCAGAAUACAUUUGGUUUCCACCACUAAAUACCCCCCACCCCACCCACCUCUCAGCUCAAAAAUGCAUUGACACACAUUCAUUGAAAGUUCAUCCUGUAGAAGAAGUAUGUAUGUAUACAUGUAAACAGACCUGUGAACCCAUUGAGAAAUGGCUGUGUUAGAUGUUCGUUACUGGACUAUUUUUUUUUUUUUUAAAGAAAGCCUUUAAACUGCAAUAAGUGCAUGUUUUCUUUUUUUUUUCUCUCUCUCUCUUUUUGCCUGAUGACAGCCAACCAACAUUGGUCUUAAUUGAAUAGCAUUUUACAUAUCACACAAGUGUGACGGAAUGUAGUGAGUAGGGGUGAGGGUACUAUUUGUAGUGUGUUUCUACUUUUCUCAUCUCUGUUUAAUUAAUCAAGUAGGGAACCUAAAAUGUUGAGAUUUCCACCAGCCUCUUUUAUAAAAUCCUGUUCCAUUUGUAAGGUUACCACCAUUUGUGGGGGAAAAAAGCAUACUACUUUAGAAUAUGUCAGAUGUUAAGGUGUUUAUUGCAGUAGAGGUCAUUGUUGUAAUCUGAUUUAGAUAAUUGCAAUACUUUAAGGGCUGUUGCAUGUAUAGAUUUUUACAUUUUUUGGGAAGAAAUGGCAUAAAGCAAGCCUUCUUUAGGGGGUUAUUGUGUAUAUAUAUACUUUUUAUAUAUUGUUUGUUUUUCCUCAUGCAUGAAAAAGGUAGUUUAUGACUGUGUCUAGCCAAUAAAUUGAUUUUAUUUUGUACGUGUUUUAUAUGUUGUCACCGAAACGCAUUAUGGGUAAGAAUGUACUCCAUAUACUAGAAGUAGGUUGUACUCGUGUUAAUAAAAUUUGAAUCCCUGCUCAGUUCAACUGAACGUUUUUUUUUUAACAAUUUUGAUUUCACGUACACAUGAUGAAUUGUAAAUUGCUUUUGUAUCUGACCAGUGGGUGCAAGUAACCUGUGUGUGAAAAGGCCAGUUGCAUAAAUGGCUUGGAUGUGAAUAUGCCUGUGACUUUUCUUGUGUAGGAUAUUUCUUAUUUCUAAUUCUUGGCUACAUUUAGAAAUAAAUGCAUAUGUUAAUAAAUGAGUGAAAUGUGUGCACAUUUG